This is a messenger RNA of Cloeon dipterum, 4784 nucleotides long. RefSeq names its product coracle (gene cora). Gene Ontology annotation, molecular function: actin binding; structural molecule activity. NCBI's taxonomy places the organism in Eukaryota, Metazoa, Arthropoda, Insecta, Ephemeroptera, Baetidae. Bases 246 to 3581 code for a protein of 1111 amino acids. The transcript has 18 exons. Gene Ontology annotation, cellular component: cytoskeleton; plasma membrane. The record is from RefSeq and is a predicted model, not a curated record.
AGGCUCUGCGAGCAUCGCAGACCAAGCCCAGUUGUGCUGUGAGUUGUGUUGUUCACCUGUAAACGUCAAGAAUCCCGAGUUCCAGGCGUGUGUUUCGGGGCGGUUUGAUCGAUCAAACUUUUGGAUGCGAUCCGACCGGCUCGGCUGCACUGUUUGAUGGUGUUUGGCACCUGCGAGAGCGACUGAAGCUGCAACUGGGCGGCUUUCUUGUCAACCCACACGAUUAAAAAUUCAGAGUCGGCAAAAUGCCGGAGGAACCGCAACAAGCCUCGGCCGUCAAGAGCCCAACCGCCAGUAAGAAGUCUGUCGGCAAGAAGGUGCUGGCCAGAAUCCACAUGCUCGAUGGAACAGACAUGGAACUCAGCGUUGAUCGCAAAUGCAAAGGCUACGAAUUGAUGGAGCAGAUUUGCGAAAGCCUGAAUCUGCUGGAAAAGGACUACUUUGGUCUCACCUACGAGGAUAGAUAUGACAAACGCAACUGGCUGGAGCUAGAGAGAGGCAUAGCCAAGUUUAUCAAAGACGAGCCAUGGGCCUUUGAUUUUGAGGUCAAAUUCUACCCACCUGACCCAUCCCAGCUGCAAGAAGACAUCACCAGAUACCAUUUGUGUCUUCAAGUGAGAAAUGAUAUCCUAACAGAAAAGCUGCCUUGUUCGUUUGUGACGCAUGCUGUGCUGGGUUCCUAUCUCGUCCAGUCGGAGUUCGGAGAUUACGAUCCAAAUGAGCAUGGAAGAAAUUACUUGAGAAACUUCCAGUUUGCACCCAACCAAAGCAUGGAGAUGGAAGAGAAAGUCAUGGAACUUCACAAAGGGCUCAAGGGCCAAACGCCGGCAGAAGCAGAGCUGCACUACCUGGAAAAUGCCAAGAAACUGGCAAUGUACGGUUUGGAUCUGCAUCCAGCCAAAGAUUCCGAGGGCGUUGACAUCAUGCUGGGUGUAUGCGCCUCAGGCCUCCUUGUCUACAGAGACAAGCUGAGGAUCAACCGUUUUGCCUGGCCCAAGAUUCUAAAAAUAUCAUACAAACGUCAUAAUUUCUACAUCAAGAUCCGCCCUGGAGAGUUUGAGCAGUGCGAGUCCACAAUUGGCUUCAAACUAGCCAAUCACAGAGCUGCCAAGAAACUUUGGAAGGUUUGCGUGGAGCAUCACACAUUUUUCAGACUGAUGACUCCAGAGCCAGUUGCCAAGUCAAGUUUGUUCCCCCGAUUCGGCUCCAAGUUCCGCUACUCUGGCAGGACGCAUUAUGAGACAAAGAAAGUGUUGAUCGAUCGGCCAGCGCCGCAAUUUGAGCGCAGCCUGAGUGGAAGGCGCCUCACUUCCCGCAGCAUGGACGUGAUUCCAGUUGUGACCACAUCAAGAAACUCUGCUGCUACUGCUGCGGACAACGCUUCCAAACGACACACCAUGUCUCACCCACCAGAGCAUAUUCCGGAAAUCGACAACCUCAAUGACAAGCCCCUGAAGGACAAGGAGAACAAGGACAGAAAAUUGAAGGAUGAAAAGUUGAAGGAGAAGAUUGAAAGGAAAACGAGUGUAUCCUCAGAGGGCUCUUCCAGCUCAAUGGAGGGAGAAUACGAAGCUAACAAGGAACAAACAUGUGAUGAGACAACUUCUAAGAAACCAGUUGGUGGAGUGGCAGUGCUCCCAUCUGGAAUCUUCGGCAAAAAGAAGAAGGAUAAAAAGAAAGAUGACGAUGAAAAGCGUGAUGAAGAAAAGGAAGCUGGCAAUGAAAAUGCUGCUUUUGAUGCAUCUAAAGAUGAAAAAACGCCAGGUUCCCCUGAAAACAAAAAGGACAAAAAGAAGGGAAAGAAGGACAAAGAGGAGAAGAAAGAAAAGGACAAUCAAACCGGCACACCAGAGAAAGAAAAGGGCACUGAGAAGGAAAAGAAAGAGAAAUCAAAAUCUAAGAUCUCAGGAUUGUUUUCAAAAGGCUCGUCUCCGUCCAAAGACGCUGACAAGAAGGGCAAAAAGAGCACUGGUUCGUCUGCGGAUGACUCGUCCACUCUUGAAUCUCCACAGUCACUGAAAGUAAGUCCUCAAGGCAAAGCUGUCCUCUCCGAUGGUGGCCCCCCUGAAGGAUCCCCUCAGCUGCCUGGUUACACCCGGGAGUAUGACUACGAAGAAAACCCCAACUUGUCUCCCUCCAGAGCCCGCAACGCCAUCCUUGCUCACGGAUUCACGUACGAGAAGGACCCCUGCCAGAGCCCCCUUGCACUGAACCAACCAAAUGAUGAUGCUCAAGGGGUCAGCCGCAAAGCUGUAGGGCUCGCCUUCAACUACGCCCCUGGAGAAGAUCAAAAGGUGGCAGAAACAGCAGCCGAGAAGAGGAAAACCUUCGACCAGAAGUUGACCGAUCCCAGCUCACUCCGCUCUGAAGAACUCAACCAGCAGCAAGGCAUCGGCACUCCUGGAUUUGAUUAUGUCGAGUCGGCGUCCAGGAAGGAACAAGGGAAAGGUGGCAGCAGUGGCGGGGUCGCGGGCAAGCCAGUCGCUAUUCCAAUCCCAGGUAAGCUGGAGAAGAGCCAGUCUGAAAAGCCAGAAAAGUCCACGGCUGCGUCUGUGGUGGCCGCCCUCCUUUCAAAGGGUAAGAAGGGUGGCAAGAAAGAGGAAAAGGGCAAGAAAAAGGACAAAAAGAAGAAGGGCAAAAAGGAAGAAUCUGAGGAGAGUUCCAGCAGCUCCAGCAGCGAGGACUCUAUGAUUGAUCAGUACGCGCAAGGCAACGAAACAGUUCGCUCCACCGGUGAUUCUGUCGUGGUUAACACGCCCAAGAUUUUCAAAACCACCACCAAGCAGAGGGUGGUCCAGAAUGCUGAAGGUAUCACGCAAAACAUCGAAGAGAAGGUCGAAGACCUCACUCCCGGUGGCACUGGAGUGGUCACCGUCUCAAACGUCAUCAACACGGCUGAUGCUGAAAAUGCGGAGAGCUCACCACACGUGACCGCCACUGCUGUCACGACAAGGACAGCCAUGAUGACUGAAGACAAGGAGAAGAAUGAGAAAACUAGCCAGAUCGAGGAGAAAACAUUUGCACAUACCACAACCACUAGCGCCACUCGUCAGGAGCAGCGUGUAGUGACCCAGGAAGUGCGUUCAACGUCUACGGUGCUCACUGGUGACCAGAGUAUUUAUCGAAGGGAAAGAACGUCGAGUGGCAGCUCCAAUGACUCUGGUACCCCGAUUGACGUCGAGGAAGGCCAGACUCCCAUUGUGAAAACGGAGAGUAUGGUGUACGACCCGGACGUCGUGAACCAGUUUGUGCCACCACACAGCACCACGCAGGUGCCACUUGUGCAGACCGAGAGUCGCAAAGUGGCCUUAGAGUCGGCGGAUGGCAACUACAGCGCAUCUGGCGAGAUAAUCAGCUCACAGACCAUCAGCAGCAAGACUCGCACUGUCGAAACAAUUACCUACAAGACAGAAAAGGAUGGAAUCGUCGAGACGAGGGUUGAGCAGAAGAUCACCAUUCAGUCGGAUGGUGACCCUAUCGACCACGACAAAGCCCUGGCUGAAGCAAUUCAGGAAGCCACCGCCAUGAAUCCCGACAUGACCGUCGAGAAGAUUGAAAUUCAGCAGCAGUCAGCUCAGUAGACAUUGUCGCUCUGUAUGCAGGCACUCCAGGUCACAAUUAUUGGAGAAUAAACAACGUGAUAAUUUUCAAAAUCAGCUAUACUUCUGAUGAAAAUUUGCUUCUCAGCUUUUCUGGCGGCCUUUUCCUGAUAUUUCACUUCAUGUUAUGAUGUUAGGACCAAAUUCAAUACGACGAGCAUUUACGCAAAGGAUUCCACUAUAGUUUACAGUUGAAAUAUCAAAAAUAUUACCAGUUAACGAAGAUGAUGUAAUUAUUAUACUUUUAGCAUGUGCUUUUGCACCUCGCACUCCUUUCAACCUCAAAACGAAAUUAUAAUAUUGAUAUAUUAUGUAUCAAACAGUGUAGAGACAGCUUUGAGUGUGAGAGAUUAUUAAGCAAAACGGAAACGAGUGCAGCUACGUGUGUUGUCACUUAAUGUCUAAGACAAAAUUGACACGUUCAUUAAUUUGAAAUGUGAGUGAUGUGCCUAUUAAGCACACUAAGAACGUUGUUGAAAGGAUUUGUUGCUAAAUGGAAUGGUGAACCGCAUAAUUUUUGAAACAAGGAAAAAAAGGAACUUUAGAGAGUUCUAUUUAACCAAUUCAAGAUAAUAAAAUACUAAAUAUAUUUGGAAGAUUAAUAGUGCAGCUAACUACUGGAGAUCAACUAUUUUAUUGUGCAUAUUAUAAUGUAUCACUGUCAUCAAACAGAAAUCUUUGAAUCUAUCAAAUAUAAGCUUAAUGCUUCUUUUCGUUAACUCCGGUCUCACUCACCAUUUCAAGCCUCCUUUGAAAUUACCUCCUCUUUUUUUCAAAUGAGUCUUCUUAGCUUGUAAGAAUAUUUUACUUUUUUUAGUUUUGAUAUAAAUUUUUAGUUAUUCUUUGUUGAUGGGGCUGCGUGUUCAUAAAAUAAUAUAUAUUGAACGAAUGUUAUUUUGUUGACUUCGAUAAUUUGCUAAAAUUAGUGUUAAGGAAAGCAUUAUGUUAAGUUACUAAUUCACACGUCAGAUUCAAUAUUGCUUCUUAACGGCCAUUGAUCUACAACCAUGUUACUACUUUCACGCGCUGUUGAUUUUUAUCAACGAGUAUGUAGCUUUUGCUACGAGUUUCACAUGAGUUAGGCACCAUUUCAAAAUUAACUCAGUUUGGAAAUCUCACAUGCAGAUCUUUGAAGCCUUCAAUGCAGAUGCUUUAAUUGCAAUAAAAUGAUGUUAGCAGCAAUUA